Penaeus indicus is the source of this 1953-nucleotide messenger RNA. RefSeq names its product protein tramtrack, beta isoform-like. NCBI's taxonomy places the organism in Eukaryota, Metazoa, Arthropoda, Malacostraca, Decapoda, Penaeidae. The transcript has 7 exons. Gene Ontology annotation, cellular component: nucleus. Gene Ontology annotation, molecular function: protein binding. The coding region runs from base 323 to 1585 and encodes 420 amino acids. The record is from RefSeq and is a predicted model, not a curated record. Gene Ontology annotation, biological process: regulation of transcription by RNA polymerase II.
CAGUAUUGAUUUGAUAUGACGCCAUUACCGAACAAGCGCAGAUCUCGAAAUCCUUUGUCGAUUAAUCCUUUAAUUUCUCAUGGAAGAAGCUGAGAACCUUUGCGGAAGAUUCAUUGCUCUGUUUCAUGCAGUGAUAUUAUUAUACUCCACUUCCUGCCUAUCAAGAAGAAGCAACGACGCUGCAAAUUAAAAAAAUAUGAAGAUUACGGUUUGAAGCUUGAGCGCAGGUGAGGAUCGAAGGGCAGAGGGGGACGUGUGAUGCCAGUGCCACUCGGGAACAUUUUUACACUUUCACACUUUCAGAUGAGAAAAAGCAGUCAAGAUGGGGGAUGGAAUGCUAUCAUUAUACUGGAACAACCACAAGGCCACUUUCUGCCACAUUCUGGCAACUCUCAGGGAGAAGGAACGGUACACUGAUGCAACGCUAGCUUGUGAUGGAAAGUUUUACCCUGUACAUAAGUUGGUGCUAUCAACAUGUAGUGAAUAUUUUGAAAAUAUGUUUGAACACACACCAUGUAAACACCCAAUAAUAGUGUUGAAAGAUGUGAAGCCUGAUGAACUAGAGGCACUGCUUAGUUAUAUGUAUGCUGGUGUAGUUAGUGUUGCUCAGAAUGACCUUGCAAGACUUAUCAAGGCAGCUGAGAUGCUGCAGAUUAAAGGUUUAGCUGUACCUGAUGAACCCCCACCUAGUGAAGAAACAAGAAAACAAGCACCUGCAAGGAGUACUAGAGAAGAACGAGUAAGCCCGCAGCCAAAGAGACGAAGAAGGGAGGAAAAUGGAACCCCAUCACAUGGGGGCUCACAGCCUUCGAGUAGUCCACCUUCAUCACCUAGAGCCUCACCUUACCUGCCUGAGAGUGAACAGCCUCGGGCGCGGUCCAGAGCACACAGUGAUGGCCACAGGUUAGAGCAGCGGACAGAACAAGGCGAUCUCACCCCACAUGAGUCGCCUGCAUCUGAUGUCAAGCAAAUUAUGGUUGAUGAAUCUCUAGUCAAAGAAGAAAUGGUGGAAACACUAGACAGUAGUCAGUCAGAAGGAAUGGAUACAGGAAUGCAAUAUGGCCAUGUAGGAAGUGAUACUGGAAUGGAUGGAGCUGGCAGCCAAGAUGAUCAUUCGAGCCACAUGAUAGCUAAUAAGUACGACCAACCAGUUCUCCCUGGACAGACACAACCUCUUGCUGAUGCAGUUGCAGAGGCACUUGCUGGUCCAUCGGGAAUGCAAGGGUGGCUUGGUAGUAGUGACAUGUCUGGAGGCUUCUCAUCAGAAAACUAUGGUGGAGAAAGUAGCCAAGAUGUUCACCAAAGUCAACAAAGUGGUCCCCAUGCACAACCACGGGACAAUGGAAGUGGCAGCGAAGCAACCAGAGUUGCACCAAAUGAACUUCCUGUAGGAUCACUUCAGCUGACUUGCCCCUACUGCUUCCGGGCUACAUUUCGGCAAAGCAGCGAUCUCAAGCGUCACAUCAGAACUCAUACUGGCGAGAAGCCCUACAAAUGUGCCUCCUGCAGUUAUAGGGCCUCACGAAAGGACCUUUUACAAAUUCACAUACUUAAGAUGCAUACCUAUCAUUUAAAAAAUAUAUAAUUUCUUGUGAGUAUGCAGAGCUGUUGUGUAGAAAUGUGGUAAUAUGUUUUUAAAUGAGCUACAGUUUGAUUGGUUGAAUGGGCACCAAAGAUUACUGUAAACUUAAUAAAUGAAGUAAGAAAAAAAUGCGUCUUGAUCAAUUCAGAUGCAAAGCAAAUUAAUUUGUCUCUACUUUGGAAACCUUGUAUAUCGCAGUCUUGGGAUUCAAUUGCAUCUAUUGUUUAUAGUAAAUCUUGUAGAUGAUAAUCAAAGUGAACUACAGAGUGGUUGUUUGAUAAAUGAAAGGGAUUAUCUUUUUUCAGUAAAGAUGGAACCUAGAUGUAACACCGUGGAAGAGAACUAAUAAUGAUUAUGUUUGUAAAAGUGAG